Messenger RNA from Phanerochaete carnosa HHB-10118-sp, 1017 nucleotides. RefSeq lists its product as uncharacterized. The coding region runs from base 66 to 920 and encodes 284 amino acids. The record is from RefSeq and is a predicted model, not a curated record. NCBI's taxonomy places the organism in Eukaryota, Fungi, Basidiomycota, Agaricomycetes, Polyporales, Phanerochaetaceae. The transcript has a single exon.
CGCACGCACAACAGGAUGUCGGUAAAAACACGAGUACCGUAAGCAACAAAACAGUGGAUAUCCAGAUGGGCAUCCUCGAAUGGGACAUCAGUAUGGACAAUAUCCGCGAGCUCGCGAAGAUAUUGGACAGUCCAUACGAUUGGGACGCGUACGGGAAGGAGUUCAGACCGAUGCGAGAAUUUUUUCCUGACGUAUUCCCGUCGCCCUUCGACAAAGAGGCGGUCCUAGCCAGCAGGCUAAUUACUACGUUUUUCAACGACCUCAGUCGGUGUCAGAACUACAUCAUCGCGCGGCGGGAGCGUCUUCCCACAUGGUACCCUUCGGACUACGUGCCUACUUUCACUGAAGUCGGUACGACGUGUCUCCAGACGGAGACCUGGUCGAGCUCUCACCCUCCGAUUCCCGAUCGCGCGACGAUAGGGUCUGAGGAUACACCGCUACUGGUGACAAAGAGGCCCUCCACCCGCCUGCCGGGUGACAUCAAGUGCUCGCACAAGUUUCAGGCAUCCUGGAGGCGGUAUGCAGACCCAUAUCGAACGAAAGAGCAGAAUAAGACUGAGGGCACCGGGGCGAUGCAGAAGGAGUACCAGAAGGUGAUGGCUCAGAUCAACCACUACAUGGAGUAUGUCGGAGGUGUCAACUUCGAGGAGGCCGGAAGGUACGGUUACAUUAUCACUGACGAGGAGGCGAUUCUGGUGCAGCGGGCGGCGAUCAGCGUACACGGUGCGCCAGAGGGAAAUCGUAUUCAGCUGUACGCGUCGCGGGGUUUCCCCUUGCGGAGGAAGGAGACAGGGCCUGUGCCGGAUGACUACAUUUCGGGCAUGCUUGCUUUGUUGUGGAUUCAUCUUGUGGUGGGCUGCCAGGACCCAGGAAAGUCGUACGCGAUGGCGAGACCAGGAUUUGUGAACUUGGACGAAUAAUAGGAUGUAAUAUGUAGUCGCAGGACUACCUGGUACUCACGUCAACUGAUUUGCUGUGGCGCCCGAUUAUAAAUUCAUCGAUUCUGCGAGCCAUUCC